CAAAGAAAAACAAAGAAACAUUUAUCUUUACAAAAUUUCUUUUAAGAAAAAAAAUGGCAAGCAUGAAGGUAGCAUGUAUUGUUUUGAUGAUGUGCAUGAUUGUUGCACCUAUGGCAGAUGCUGCAAUCUCAUGUGGAACAGUAACUAGUGCUCUUGGUCCAUGCAUUGGAUAUCUUAAAGGUGGUCCUGGUCCAUCUCCAGCAUGCUGUGGUGGAGUCAAGAGACUUAACGGUGCCGCCGCCACCACACCUGACCGUCAGGCUGCAUGCAACUGCUUGAAACAAGCAGCUGGUGCUAUUUCAGGUUUGAAUACAGCUGCAGCUUCUGCUCUCCCUGGCAAAUGUGGUGUUAACAUUCCAUACAAGAUCAGUACCUCUACCAACUGUGCUACCAUCAGGGCUUGAAGAUGAUGUUGCAGCUUCAAAUUAUGCAAACUUUUCAUUAGUAUAUGAGAGUGUCUUCAAUGCUAUUAAGAAUAAAAAUGAGAGUGGUGGAGGCUCAUGCUAUGUAUGGCUCUAUCCUCUUACUAGACUUGUUGAAUAGUCCCUUAUUGUGGCAUUGUAUGAAUUACAAUUAUGUAGUGAAAUAUAUACUCUUAUUUAAUCGGGUUUUUAUAUCGGUUAUCUCAA
Molecule: messenger RNA, 629 nt
Organism: Medicago truncatula (barrel medic)
Lineage: Eukaryota; Viridiplantae; Streptophyta; Magnoliopsida; Fabales; Fabaceae
Product: non-specific lipid-transfer protein
Exons: 2
Coding region: 54-404 (116 amino acids)
Biological process (GO): lipid transport
Molecular function (GO): lipid binding
Source: RefSeq, a predicted model, not a curated record